Rhodotorula graminis WP1 is the source of this 3331-nucleotide messenger RNA. RefSeq lists its product as uncharacterized. The transcript is spliced from 4 exons. NCBI's taxonomy places the organism in Eukaryota, Fungi, Basidiomycota, Microbotryomycetes, Sporidiobolales, Sporidiobolaceae. The coding region runs from base 1 to 3309 and encodes 1102 amino acids. The record is from RefSeq and is a predicted model, not a curated record.
AUGCCGCCUCGUCCCGCACGAGCGCGGCCUGUGCCGCAGAGCAGCACGACAUCUAUCUCAAGCAGCGGCGUGCAACCAGUCGUCAUUGAGCCCGUCGCCGGGCCGAGCGCCUCUCGAGCUCUCGACAUCGACACCCUGUGCACGCCUCCCGACACCCUCGCCCUGUACUCGAACGAGGUCCGCGAGUUCUUCGCCGCCGCGCUCGACCGCACCGGCGCCUCGAUCGACACGCUCCUGCCCCAGCUCGAGAAGCUCGUCGACAAGAUCUCGGCCGACCGCCGUGCCGCGCGGGACAAGGACGAGUACCUCGCAUACUACCUCCUCGGCCUCGACGAGGCCGUGACCGCUCGCCUUUCGGGCCACGCGCUCGUCAAGUGGACGAGGCGGACGUGCAGGGCGGGCGGCGACGUCCUUGACGAGGAGGGCGAGGGCGAGGACGAGGACGAGCAGGGCACGUCGACGGCGGCGGCCAAGGGCAAGGGCAAGGCGGUCGAGGGCUGGAUGGCCAAGUGGAGGGAGUCGAGGGUCCUCUUCGCGACGUCGGUCCAGCAGGCCGAUGAGAUCUGCCGCCUGUACACGCCGUACGGCUCCUACGCCAACUUCCCGUGGGCCAACGCCAUGCCGGCUCGCACCCUCGGCGCCCAACGCGACCGCACGACAGUCCUCCGCUGGAUCUGCCAUCUCGGCACUCGUGGCAAGCAGCUCGAGCCGGUCCCGUCGCACGACAAGGUCCAGGAGAUCGCCGUCACCCUCACCGGGCGCGCCGAGAAGGAGAACCGGUGGACGACGAGGGACGGGCGGUACGGGCCGCACCACCUCAAAAAGGCCAAGAAGACGAUGGUCGCAGACUGGCCUGACCUCAAGGUUCUCUACGGGCCCGACCCACUUCCUCCUCCUUCGUCCGCGACAACCGCCGCCGCCGCACCGCACCUCGCUCCCGCCGCCGCCUCGAGCGCGCAGGCUCCCGCUCCCUCCUCCACCGCCGCCGCCGCCACCUCUUCGUCCUCGUCCUCGUCCUCCCUCGCCGACACCGCCGGCGCAGCGACCGCCUCGAUCGACGUCGACCCGCAGCACGGCGACGCGCCCGGAUCCCGCGCUCGUUCGGGCGCCGACCAGGCCAAGGCGCCCUCGCUCGCCAAGAAGAAGCGCUCGCGCGCCCCGGUCGGCCCUCGUCCCGCUGCCGCCGCUCCGUCGACGAGCAGCGACAGCGAGCGCGACGACGAGCGCGACGGCACAUCGAGCAAGAGCGGCGAGGGCGAGCAGGAUGGCGAGGGCGAGGGCGACCGCGUCGUGCCCGAGCCCGAGCCCGAGCCCGAGCCUGAGCCCGCCCGCCUCGCCUCGCGCGCCAACGCUCGCGCUCGUCGCCGCGCCGGUGCCCGCGCCGAGUCGUCGAGCAGCGAGGACAAGGAGGGCGGCACCUCGAGCGAGGGCGAGCACGAGCGCGCCGAGCCCGGGCCCGAGCGCGAGCGCGAGCCCGCCCGCCUCGCCUCGCGCGCCGCCCACGCUCGCGCUCGUCGCCCCGCCAGCGCUCGCGCCGAGUCGUCGAGCAGCGAGGACGGGCAGGGCGCGACCUCGAGCGAGGGCGAGGGCGAGCGCGCCGAGCCCGGGCCCGAGCGCGAGCGCGAGCCCGCCCGCCUCGCCUCGCGCGCCAAUGCUCACACGCCGCGCCGCGUCAGCGCUCUCGCCGAGUCGUCGAGCAGCGAGGACGGGCAUGGUGCCACCUCGAGCGAGAGCGACGGCGACGGCGCCGGGCCCCAGCCUGAGCCCGCCGGCCUGCCCGAGAACGGCGCUCGCAACGGCGUCCUCGCCGCCGCCGCCGGGCCGAGCGCGAGCGGGCCCCUCGCCGCCGCCAAGCUCGACCCGCGCGAGCUCGGCAAGUUGCGCGAGCUCGGCAAGCUGCCCUCGCGUGGCGCGCCGCGAGCGUCCAAGGACGUCGUCCUCCGCGCGAGCCGGGCGGCCAACGGCGUCACGUCGGCGGGCGGCCAUGUCGCCGGCGCCGCCGUCAAAGUCGGCGACGCGUCGAGUGCACGUCGGGUCGCUCGUGACGACGACGGCGGCGCCGAGCAGCCCGCGCCUGUGCGCGAAAAGUUCCGGGUCGAUCUCGUGCCGCCGGGGCACGUGCUCGACGACAUCCACGACCUCGUGCGCGGCGAGUCUCCUCGCGCGCCGUACCUGCGCCGGGACGUCACGUACGCCGUCCUCAAUGUUCACCCGGCUCGCCUCCAGAUCGAGCGCAUCCGCGAGGACAUCGCCAAGACGCCGCCGGCGCAGCGCGGCAAGCUCGAGGACAUCGUCGAGCACGUCGUUGGGCCUCGCGACGAUGUUCGAAGCGCCCUGCACCUGCCCUCUCUCGCCGAGCAGGCAGCGGCGCUCGAGCCAGGACUGCCGUCGAGCGAGUCCGCCGUCACCCUGACGCUGCAGCAGCUCGCGGUGGACAGCUUCGACGAGCUGUGCCGCGAUCUCCGACUGUUCCUGUGGCUGCGGCUUCAGGACGGGCGGUUGAUCGACGCUCAGCAGGACAAGGUGUGGCGGCUGGGGGGGCGCACGCCGGUCAUCAGCCGCCGCGACGGGCUCGUCAUCGGCUGGAGGAACGCCCACGGCGUCCUGUACGACGACGAGGAGGGCGGCGACCCGUCGGACAACCCGUACUUCGAGCAGCCGGCGUGGGAGGCGCCCGACUACCACUACGACGACGAGCCGUUGCCCGAGCAGCCCGACGGCGAGGACGACGCGGCGCCGACCGCCAACCAGUCGUCCAAGGUCAAGGGCGCCGGCACAGUCGCGAGCGACGACGUCAAGGACGACGACGACGACCAAGGCGACUCGACCGCCGACGACUCGACCGCCGACGACUCGACCGCCGACGACUCGACCGCCGACGACUCGACCGCCGACCAUUCGGCCGUCGACGACUCGACCGACGAGCGCUCGCUCGAGCACAAGGUCAAGUCGGCCGAGCGCAACGACGACGACGAGUCGGCGCUCGAGGGCGAGCAGGACGACGAGCGAGCCGUCGAGGUCGCGUCCUCGACCGGGAGCGACGACUCGGACGAGGAGGGCGAGGGCGGAGCCGAGCACGGUGCAGCGGUGGAGGAGCUGGACGAGCAGGCGCGCCGGGACGCGCUGCGGGACGACGUCCGGCGCCCUCGCGCGAGAUCUGCGGCGCCCGCCGUCGCCGCCGCCGUCGAGGAGGCCUCGGAUGAGGGCUCGGAUGAGGGCUCGGGCGAGAGCUCGGAGGAGGACUCGGACGAGUCGUCGCGCGUGCGGGAGGAGGAGCGAGAGAGGUGGAGCGACGAGGACGAGGCCUGAGGCGCCCGAGCCGUCGACCGAG